Messenger RNA from Nycticebus coucang (slow loris), 2783 nucleotides. It is a transcript of the gene GOLPH3L, whose product is annotated as golgi phosphoprotein 3 like. The record is from RefSeq and is a predicted model, not a curated record. Gene Ontology annotation, cellular component: trans-Golgi network; Golgi cisterna; cytosol. The transcript is spliced from 5 exons. Gene Ontology annotation, biological process: Golgi organization; Golgi to plasma membrane protein transport; Golgi vesicle budding. Lineage: Eukaryota; Metazoa; Chordata; Mammalia; Primates; Lorisidae. Gene Ontology annotation, molecular function: phosphatidylinositol-4-phosphate binding. The coding region runs from base 221 to 1078 and encodes 285 amino acids.
AAACACCAAGGUAGGUUGCCUAGUUAUCCUGAAGAAGCUGAUGUGUUAUUCCUUCUCUGCAUCGAAGGAUCAGGAAGUUUGUGCUCUCUGCGUGGCUGAGAAGUUUUUCACCUGUUAGGACGGGGGUGGAGUGGGGGGAACAGGUGUCCUCCUAAAAUAGAGCACAAACUGCAACCUGCGUCCAGCCGUAACCCAGGAGUAACAUCAGAAACAGGUGAGAAUGACCACUUUAACUCACCGGGCCCGUCGAACUGAAGUAAGUAAGAACUCUGAAAAGAAGAUGGAAAGUGAGGAAGACACCAAUCAGGAGAGGAGUCUAGACAAUGAAGACUCUGGAGACUCCAAAGAUAUCCGCCUCACCCUUAUGGAGGAAAUAUUGCUCCUGGGACUAAAAGAUAAAGAGGGUUACACAUCUUUCUGGAAUGACUGCAUAUCAUCAGGCCUGAGAGGGGGCAUCCUGAUAGAGUUGGCCAUGCGGAGUAGAAUCUAUCUGGAACCCCCCACCAUGCGUAAGAAGCGACUGCUAGACAGAAAGGUACUGCUAAAGUCAGACAUCCCAACUGGUGACGUUUUACUGGAUGAAACUCUCAAACACAUCAAAGCAACUGAACCCACAGAAACUGUCCAAACAUGGAUAGAGCUACUCACUGGUGAGACCUGGAACCCCUUCAAAUUACAGUAUCAGCUAAGAAAUGUACGAGAGCGAAUUGCAAAGAACCUGGUAGAGAAGGGUAUUCUAACCACUGAGAAGCAGAAUUUCCUGCUAUUUGACAUGACUACUCAUCCAGUGACCAAUAUAACAGAGAAACAGCGACUAGUGAAGAAACUUCAAGACAGUGUACUAGAGCGGUGGGUAAAUGACCCUCAGCGUAUGGACAAGCGAACACUAGCACUCCUGGUGCUAGCCCACUCCUCUGACGUGUUAGAGAAUGUCUUCUCCUCUCUGACAGAUGACAAGUAUGAUGUGGCAAUGAAUCGAGCCAAGGACCUAGUAGAACUGGACCCUGAGGUGGAGGGGAUAAAGCACAGUGCCACAGAGAUGAUCUGGGCUGUGCUGGCAGCCUUCAAUAAAUCCUAAAGCCAGCAGGUGGGUUUCUCCUUUUCUCCCCUGCUGGCUAGAGACUGUCAGAGACCCCAUCACUGAGUUUUGUAUGAUGAGAUAUUUUCAUCCUUUUUUCUCUUGAAUCAGGCUUAUGAUUUGGGGAACACAACUUCAGGGCUUCUUUUCCAUUGACCUUUAAAUCAAGCAGACUUGAUUUCUUCCUUUAUUUCCACCCCACAUAGGUGAAUAAACUGGGUGAACCCACACACAUCCAAUAAACAUAUUCUCCCAUUUCUUGGUUUAGUUUCAUCCAGUUUGCUUUUGGAUAAACAUGAAUAUCUAAGUGGAAUUUGGAGUUCUUCAGCCACAGAAUGUGAAUGAAUUGAAGACAAACCAUUUAUUAUAUUUUUCUAUGUUUGUUUUCUAUCUUAUAUAUGUAUGUUUUCAUAGUUUCUGUCUAUGCUAAAUAAUGCAGCUUAUUGGAAAGGGUGAUCUCUGGGAUCAAAUGUACUGCUAGAGAUUUUCUUAUCUUUCCUUUUCUAACCUAAUAAGAAUGUCCUAAAUUUGAUUAACUGGAUUUCACAGUCCUAGAGCCAGAAAUAGUAUAUUCUAUACUCCCUCUUAGUAUUAUCCUUUUCCUUAUUCAUUAGGGCAAAAGUACAAAUGAAAAAAAUGUAUCUCUCAACCACGUCCUACAUGCAGUCAGCAUUAGAAUUUGAAAGACAGGCUCAGCACCUGUAGCUCAGCAGCUAAGGGUGCUAGCCACAUGCACCAGAGCUGGCGGAUUUGAAUCCAGCCCGGGCCUGCCAAACAACAAUGACAACUGCAACCAAAAAAAUAUAUAUGCAGGCGUUGUGGCAGGUGCCUGUAAUCCCAGCUACUUGGAAGGCUGAGGCAAGAGAAUCGCGUAAGCCCAAGAGUUGGAGGUUGCUGUGAGCUGUGAUGCCACGGCACUCUACCCAGGACAACAUAGUGAGACUCUGUCUCAAAAAAAAAAAAAAAAAAAAGAAUUUGAAAGAGAGAAAGGGAGGUGGUGGGCGGCGCCUGUGGCUCAGUGAGUAGGGCACCGGCCCCAUAUGCCGAGGGUGGCGGGUUCAAACCCAGCCCCUGCCAAACUGCAACAAAAAAAAUAGCUGGGCGUUGUGGCGGGCGCCUGUAGUCCCAGCUGCUCUGGAGGCUGAGGCAAGAGAAUCGUGUAAGAGUUAAGAGGUUUCUGUGAGCCGUGUGACGUCAUGGCACUCUACCUGAGGGCAGUACAGUGAGACUCUGUCUCUACAAAAAAAAAAAAGAGAAAGGGAGGUGGCAUGAAAGUUUCCAUCCUUUCACACAUGACUAUCUUGUUUUCUCCAGAUUACUUUAAAUGUCUCUGCUUUGAAUUGAAGGAAUUGUAAGUUUCAAUUACUGAACAUGAAGUGUAUUUGAACCACAGAUCUUCUUGUUCCUUAUUUUUGACUUCCGACACAAAUUGAUAAAGUCUGUCUUUAUUUAAGGGUUCUCGGAGUAGUUUUGUCCAUAUUUGAUCCAGAUAGUCCUCUAGUCAUCAGUCUUGUCUCAAUAAAUCAUCUAACUGGCAAAAUCUCUAAAACAUUUUUCAUUUCAGUAAUUAAGGCAAGAAGCUUUGUUAAGAAAGAUCUUGUUGGGCGGCGCCUGUGGCUCAGUGAAUAGGGCGCCGGCCCCAUAUGCUGAGGGUGGCGGGUUCAAACCCAGUCCCAGCCAAACUGCAACAAAAAAAAAAACUAAA